Molecule: messenger RNA, 2499 nt
Organism: Penicillium cataractarum
Lineage: Eukaryota; Fungi; Ascomycota; Eurotiomycetes; Eurotiales; Aspergillaceae
Product: repressor protein
Exons: 2
Coding region: 1-2499 (832 amino acids)
Biological process (GO): chorismate biosynthetic process
Molecular function (GO): 3-dehydroquinate dehydratase activity; shikimate 3-dehydrogenase (NADP+) activity; 3-phosphoshikimate 1-carboxyvinyltransferase activity
Source: RefSeq, a predicted model, not a curated record
AUGCUUGACUGGAAAUCCUGCGUCCUCGAGUCCGUCGACUCCAGUCCUAGUCCCUCCACUACUACACGUACCGACUCGGCCAAGAACACACCCUCCCCCGCAAUGCACCCUCCAGAGACCACCGCUCCGCGCAAGUUCGCCCCCGAUGCUUCCUUGGUGCUUGUCGGUAUUCGUGGCUGCGGCAAGCGCUCGCUCGGUUUUGUCGCGGCGACUGCCUUGAAGCGUCGCUUCAUCACAGAAGACCACUACUUUAAAGAAAUCACGGGCGUCACGAGACAGGAAUACUUGAAGACACAUGGCAGCCAGGAGUUCCAACGUCGGGAUAUUGAGGUUUUGAAACUGAUGCUCGACAACCAUCGGACGGGCUGCGUGGUGGAAUGCGGAUUGGGAAGUCUUACACGGCCCGUUCAGGAUCAUCUGCGGCGCAUCGUCAAGACAAACCCCGUGGUCCACCUCGUUCGCGACAUUGAUCGCAUUCAACAACUCCUCGGCCUGGACGACCAAUCCGUACGACUCCUGCGCGAGGGAGACCCGCUACAUCGAACUUGCUCCAAUUUCGAAUUUUACAAUGUCGAGGAUCGCACGCGAAUUAUCUCGGACGACGGAAGCCCCGACCCUCGCUCGGCAGCAUACUCGUUCAAACUACAAGAAGUGAAGGAAGACCUUACCCGGUUUGUCCGCUUCGUGACCGGAGUCGAUGUCAACCAUUCGAGCUACGAUUCGCCCUUCGUGCUGCUCGAAACACCACCCGAGCUUCGGUCUUUUACUCACGCCAUCUUCGUGCGAUCCUCGGAUCUCAUCGCCGACAAUGUCAAUCUGCUAGAGCUGGAGUCUGGUGGAGAUGCCAUUGAGCUUUGUGUCGAUCGCUGGGGUCCCGAAAUGCCCAAUGUGAUUAGCAAACAAGUGUCUGUGCUUCGUCGUAACGCGCGGACUCCGAUCAUUCUUUCCGUGGACACGUCAUCACUCACAGCCGCGAAAGGCCGUGAUCUAUCUGCAACAUACUUCGAUAUCCUGGAACAUGCUCUGCGCUUGGCAGUGGAAUACUUAGUGGUCAACCUUGGCGAGAAUCGAUCUCAAUUAGCCCAGAUCAUCCGCGCUCGGGGCAAGACCAAGAUCAUUGGACAGCACAUCUUUGAAGCGUCAUCUCGUGUGAAAUGGGAAGAUGAUGGGUGCGUGUCUUUGUAUAAUGAAGCUGAAAAACUUGGAUGCCAGCUCGUGCGACUUCUCCGAGUGGGCACAUCCAGAGAGGAGAAUGCGAGUGUGCUAGAGUUCGCCAACAAGAUUCGGUCUCUACCGGGAGACCAUCCACCUCUGAUUGCCUAUAAUAUUGGCCGUCUGGGACGAACGUCACAAGUGUUCAACUCGAUUCUUACGAGCGUGACACAUCCUGCGAUUACUCGAGAGACGGAGAACGAACGUGAUCCGCAAAUCACUUCGCGGGAUGCCGUCCAGGCCCUCGUUCAGAGCUACGUGCUCGACCCGCUGAAAUUCUGUAUUCUCGGUGCCAGCGUAGCCUACAGUUUAUCCCCGGCCAUGCACAACGCAGCCAUUCAGCACUGCGGCCUAGGCCAUGUCUAUCGAAUCCCCGACUCUCCUUCUCUCGCUGUAUUGGAUGAGCUACGCAGGGAUCCUAACUUUGGCGGGUCUAGUGUUGUCCAACCAUGGCGUGUAGAGCUAUACCAUAAAUUGGCUGCGAAAAGCAGACACGCCGAGGCUAUUGGAGCUAUCAACACAAUCAUGCCCCUGCGAGGGACAGCUGAUGGGACGAUGUACCCUCUCCAAGAACAAGCCAGUCGACGCAACCAGGCAGGCCCUGUGUUGGGUUGGUACGGCGAGAACACGGACUGGGUGGGUAUCAUGACCUGCAUCACUCGACAUUUGUCACCUCGUAACGCGAUCAGCGCCAAGACUACCGGCCUCAUCAUCGGAGCCGGUGGAAUGGCGCGGUCAGCAAUCUAUGCCAUGCUGCGCUUGGGCUGUCGCAAGAUAUUCAUCUACAACCGGACGCAAUCACGAGCAGAAGAAGUCGCACGUCACUUCAACUCCUGGGCAGCAGGUCAAGUUGAUUCGGAAGAGGUGGUGCGAGUACUACGAUCUCUUCAGGACGACUGGCCUGAUGAUGCCAGUCCACCUAGUCUGAUUGCCUCUUGUGUACCCGCCGAUCCGGACGGAGACCAACCCCCCGCCAACUUUGAGAUGCCAAUGCAAUGGCUCGGCAGUCCAACCGGGGGUGUAGUAUUAGAGUUGGCCUACAAACCCCUAGACACACCUCUCCUCAAACAAAUGCGUCGCAUCCGAAGUGACAACGGCCGACCAUGGGUUCUAUCCGACGGGCUAGAAAACGUGAUCGAGCAAGGCAUUGCGCAAUUCGAAUUGAUGACCGGCCGCAAAGCACCCCGCCGCCUGAUGACCCUGGAGGUUCUCCGGAAUUACGAGGGGGACAGUGGACGGUUCGAUGAAAAGACGAUACAGGCCCGAUUGGAUGGGAUUUGUUCUUAG